AUGCAGGGCAGAACGACAGUGAUGAACGCCAAGUGGGAUAAGCCGAAGUCAAAGAUCACGGCUUCCCGCAAGCUCUCCCUUAAGAUGCUCCUCCUGACAAGAGCUUGUGAGGAUCUGGAGAAUGAAAGGCAGGAGCGUGAGCAGGAGAAAGUGCGCUACCUGGAGGAGAAACUACCUCCUCUGCAGCUUUCUGGGUUGUCGCUGGACGAGCUGCAGAACUUGUGCAAGCAGCUUCAUGCCAAGAUUGACGAAGUGGACGAGGAACGAUACGACUGUGAAUCCAAAGUCAACAAGCACAACAUUGACAUCCGCGAGCUGAAACUGAAGGUGCAAGACCUUGGAGGCAAGUUCAAAAAGCCUGCCUUGAGGAAGGUGAGGGUCUCUGCGGACGAGAUGAUGAGAGCCCUUCUGGGCUCCAAACACAAAGGCUCCAUGGACCUCCGCGCCAACCUCAAGUCAGUCAAGAAGGAGGACGUUAAACAAGACAAGGUUCUCACCACCGAGGUGGGCGACUGGCGUAAGAACGUCGAAGCCAUGUCUGGAAUGGAAGGCCGCAAAAAGAUGUUCGACACGGGUGGCGCCGCGCAGUAA
Molecule: messenger RNA, 591 nt
Organism: Nerophis lumbriciformis (worm pipefish)
Lineage: Eukaryota; Metazoa; Chordata; Actinopteri; Syngnathiformes; Syngnathidae
Source: RefSeq, a predicted model, not a curated record